AUGGCCAUAAAAGCUAUUCUCCUUGUUGCCUACAUUUUUACCUUCGUGGUCGGAUUCCCUUCCAACCUCCUGGCCUGUUACGCUUUCUUGAGGAAAGUAUUUGAGACGCCUUCCUCCAUGGACAUCCUCUUAAUCAACCUGACUGUGUCUGACCUUCUGUUUCUGCUUUUUCUGCCCUUUAAGAUGGCAGAGACUGCUUCGGACAUGGUUUGGUCCCUCCCUGUCUACCUUUGCCCACUGACAAACUUCUGUUUCUAUAGCAGCAUCUACCUCAGCACCCUGUUCCUCACGGCGGUGAGCGUGGAGCGCUACCUGUGUGUCGCCUAUCCUGUCAAGUACAGGCUGGAGAGGAGGUUAACCUAUGCAAUAGCAGUUAGUUUACUCUUCUGGUUGCUGGCAUAUUCUCACUGCAGUGUCGUCUUCAUUGUGGAAUACCACAACAGGACUCUGCUCCAACUUGACAACACCACAUGUUAUGAGGACUUCUCCCCCAAUCAGCUCCGCGUCCUUCUCCCUGUCCGACUAGAACUCAGCCUUGUCCUCUUCUUGCUCCCAUUUGCCAUCACUCUCUUCUGCUACAUCAGCGUCAUUCGGAUUCUCGCCUCCCUGCCCAAUAUCCAGCCCCAAAGGAAGCAACGGGCUGUGGGAUUGGCUUUCGCCACUUUGCUCAAUUUCGCGGUCUGCUUUGGCCCCUUGAACAUCUCCCACAUCGUGGGCUUCAUUCAGAACCAGAGCCCUUCCUGGAGAACCUAUGCAUUUAUCCUCAGCUCCUUCAACACCAUUUUGGAUCCUGUUGUCUUCUACUUUUCCUCCUCCACUAUCCGACAAAAGUUUGCUCAAUGCUGGUUCAGCAGGUGCCUCAGACUUCCAGCCUUUGCCUCACACUGCACUUCGUGGUGCUUCAGAGAAGCUGGAGAAAAGGACGAAGAAGCAGGAGCUGGCCGAGCAUCCAUCUCUGACCAAUGGAGCGGAUCAGCAAUAAGAGAUACUCCUCACACAGCUGGCGGGGAAUCAUCUUUAGCAGUCAUGGUCCUGGAGAUCAGAGCUGUGAGCACUCUGCAGCUAGCACGUUUUGGAGAGCAGCAAGAUUGUGUGCACACAGGUCCUGAGGCAUUUCUGAAACAGAUUUCGUAA
This is a messenger RNA of Pogona vitticeps (central bearded dragon), 1134 nucleotides long. Its product is annotated as free fatty acid receptor 3-like. Gene Ontology annotation, molecular function: G protein-coupled receptor activity. NCBI's taxonomy places the organism in Eukaryota, Metazoa, Chordata, Lepidosauria, Squamata, Agamidae. The record is from RefSeq and is a predicted model, not a curated record. Gene Ontology annotation, biological process: G protein-coupled receptor signaling pathway; cellular response to fatty acid. Gene Ontology annotation, cellular component: plasma membrane.